AUGCCUCGUCAUGAAAAUGCCUUGUUGUUUUUUCCAGAGGCGAUCUCUACAGAGGUACCAGAACACUACUUGAUAACGAAUUUCAUCUUGUCCCGAUACAACAAGGGACUCAUACCAAAAAUGCUCCAAAAUGAAUCGAUCAAGGUGUCGUUCUCAAUGGAACUGUACCAGAUUAUCCAAGUGAAUGAACCACAACAGUACCUCAUGCUGAACGCUUGGAUUGUUGAGCGCUGGGUUGACAAUCUGCUCGGAUGGGAUCCCGGAGGAGUUCUCAAAUGUCACGGAAAUCAUGCUUCCGUACGAUAA
Ostertagia ostertagi is the source of this 306-nucleotide messenger RNA. The record is from the annotation of a GenBank genome assembly. NCBI's taxonomy places the organism in Eukaryota, Metazoa, Nematoda, Chromadorea, Rhabditida, Trichostrongylidae.